This is a messenger RNA of Anopheles stephensi (Asian malaria mosquito), 1043 nucleotides long. RefSeq names its product dynein regulatory complex protein 9-like. Gene Ontology annotation, cellular component: cytoplasm; motile cilium. Bases 65 to 1003 code for a protein of 312 amino acids. Gene Ontology annotation, biological process: cilium organization. The transcript has 2 exons. Gene Ontology annotation, molecular function: protein binding. NCBI's taxonomy places the organism in Eukaryota, Metazoa, Arthropoda, Insecta, Diptera, Culicidae. The record is from RefSeq and is a predicted model, not a curated record.
CCUGGCGACUGUUUAAAUAGAUCAUCAUAGUAGCCGAGAACGCAAAGAACAUAGCAACAGUAGUAUGGCCGAAUCCAGGUUCGAAGAAACCGCACUCCUGAUUAAAAUAAUCGUAGAGGAAUGCUUGAGAAAGCUUGAAAUUCUAGAAUUGUGCACCAAGAAUGCAAAAUUGUACGACCCUACCGGCACCUACACCAUAGCUGACUUACUACACCACAGAAGCAAAGGUUUGCAGGCGAUUGUACUAGAACUUGCCGUAAAUCCGAAACACCCGGGAUCGUCGGUCGCCUCGCUAAGCACACUGGGCAGUUGCAUUCCACUCGAUGAAAGUGCUUCGGGCGAGGACAGAGUCUACUACGAUCGCUUUGAGUAUCUUGACAGAAGCAAAAUAAUUCAGCGUCUAGUGAAAAGGCUUGAAGUGCUUAAAUUUCAAUGCCACGAGUGGAACCACAAACUGCACGAAGAGUCGCAAAUCGAAAUGACCAAACAGCGCUUUGUAAUGUGGUGGGAAUUGGCACGAAAAGAGCAGUUGCAAAAAUCCAUUGCCCUUCGUGUGCAAGAUCUGCAGCAGGAGCAAACGGUCGUCGAUCGAUGCAGAACCAAUGCACUUCAGGCUGCCAUUACGAUCGAUGAAUACUACGACUGGAAGCUGACAAACAUCGAGCAAGCCAUCGAGGGUUGGAUGACAAGAUUCGAUCGUGAAAAGGAGGAACAAGACGCUCGGUUUCAAAAAGCGCGUGCAACCGAAAAGCACUGGAAUGAGUUGAUGCAGCUGCACGAACAACAGGCACGGGAAAUUGUUGAUUUAGAAAGGGAUUUAGAGCGCUGGGAAGAGGAGGCGAAAUUUAAAGAAUACUGCCACCGCAUGGCUACCAAAUUGCAAGCCUGGUGGCGUGGCACAAUGGUACGGAAAGGGUUUGGGCGGUUUGAUACUACUGGCAGGAGAGACAAGGGAAAGAAAAACAAGGCCAAAGGUAAAAAACCGAAAAAAGGCAAGAAAUAGAGAGUUUCGAUAUCGUUCACAUAACGGUCACGCAAGUUAA